UGACAUUUUGCCAGCUCGGUUCGAUUUCGUUUGGCAGAUGUAAUUUAAUGAUGUAUUGAUUCAAAUUUAAUGAAAUAUUGAGGUGUAUGAAUGAAGUAACCUGUGUUUAUCAUAACAUAUUCGAGUUUAUUUUUGUAUUGAACGUUAAGUGCGUUUACGAUAAAAUAUGGCAUCUCGCGGAGGUAUAAUGGUAACAGGAACGAACGGAGCUGAUUUCGAACAUCGGGAAAAAAUAGCGAUACAGUAUCAAUUAAGUGCACUAAAUAAAUCAAGACUUAAGUACUGCGUGUUCUUCCAUCAUGUGCUGUUCAUUGUGAUGGUGGCCAAGCUCUCCGCUGACAUACUUGACAAACUUGAUAUCUUCAUACUGGAAAUCGAAGAGUUGCAAAUACCACCGCCCCUCUGGUGGGAAUACAUCUGGUGCCUGUCUUUACUCCUCUCUUUCCUUGCCCUGGCAGCAAUAAAACGAAACAACAUAACAAAUUUACGAAGAUAUAUGUAUGGCAUAGUUUUCUUAGGUUUUGGUCCAUUGUUAUAUUGCCUUAUUUACUAUUGCGGAGAUGUUUGGAGAUACUUGACUAAAGAUGAGGAUGAGGACAUCUCAGAAAUAGAUAUUGAGUUAUGGCAGGGUUACCCGUAUGGCUUGCUGUGGUAUGCAUUUAUAUUUCUAGCGUCUCAAGUUCAUUUCUUCCAAUUAUAUUUUUGUACGUCUCUGCUGAAGGCAUGGCGGGCGCGGGGCGCGCUCAGGAAAGCUGAUUAA
This is a messenger RNA of Papilio machaon (common yellow swallowtail), 760 nucleotides long. It is a transcript of the gene jagn, whose product is annotated as protein jagunal. Gene Ontology annotation, cellular component: endoplasmic reticulum membrane. NCBI's taxonomy places the organism in Eukaryota, Metazoa, Arthropoda, Insecta, Lepidoptera, Papilionidae. Gene Ontology annotation, biological process: vesicle-mediated transport; endoplasmic reticulum organization. The record is from RefSeq and is a predicted model, not a curated record. Bases 167 to 760 code for a protein of 197 amino acids. The transcript is spliced from 4 exons.